Molecule: messenger RNA, 1941 nt
Organism: Conger conger (European conger)
Lineage: Eukaryota; Metazoa; Chordata; Actinopteri; Anguilliformes; Congridae
Product: zona pellucida sperm-binding protein 1-like
Exons: 12
Coding region: 269-1882 (537 amino acids)
Biological process (GO): prevention of polyspermy; binding of sperm to zona pellucida
Cellular component (GO): egg coat
Molecular function (GO): acrosin binding; structural constituent of egg coat
Source: RefSeq, a predicted model, not a curated record
UUGACGCGUCCAUACUUUGUCACAUUCUAAUCUGAUGAGAUAGGAGGGGGGGGAAAAAAGCAUCGUAUGCUUAUGAAACUCAUUUUUAAAAAAAUCUAUUGUAUGCAAUCACUCGUUCUAGUUCUGUAAAUUCAGAGGAACAAACCAAAGAUACCGAAAAUAGAUCGUCAUUAUUAGUGUCGGAAAAGUAGUCCUACCAUCGGCUUAUCCUUUGGUAGCCUGCGGACUUUAUAUUAAAAUUGAACAUAUUAACCAUUCUAAAACUGAGAUGAGACUGGUAGUGUAUGCAAUGGUGGUUUUCCUAACUCGGUGUGUCCAAAACUCUGUUCUCCGGUCCCAGGACGCCAAGCCAUCCGUCUCCUGCACCAGCAGCCAUAUGCACGCUCGGUUUGGCCCAGCUGUACAAAACAAUCUGCAGGUCAAGGACCAAGGAUCCAGGAUACCAGUACCCGAGACUAAGGAAAAAUGCGGGGUGAAAUCAGUGCAAGAGGAAGACGGACGACUGUCCUUCUACAGUCGGUAUGAAAGCUGCUACUCUGAUAUUAAGGGUGACUCAGUAGUAGUGGCUCUGGAGGUACAGGUGGGGAUAGAAGGUCCAUGGUACCAGGUGAACAUCAGUUGCCCUCUCAGUCAAUACGAAGGUCCUGACCCUAAAUUAACUCCAGGAACUUGCAGAAUGCAGAAGUCUUUGAGGGUGUCCUGUGGACCCCAGGGCGUCUCUCGGGAUGCCUGUCUGAAACUUGGAUGCUGCUUCUGCCGUUCUAGACCCGUGUGUUAUUACAGAAUUGAUGCCUGCUCCUUGGAUGGAAACUUUGUGUUCUCAGUGAAUGCUUCAGACUUUCUACUUCCGGUUUCCCUUGGCAGUCUCAGGGUCAAAGGGCAACCCCAGUGUACCCCGGCAACUGCCAGCACAGACAUGGCAGUCUUCAAAUUUGGGGUGACGGAGUGUGGCGCGAAGAGAGUGAUAUUCAGCAAGGUGGUGAGCUAUGAAGUGGAGGUAGAGGCACUGCCACGGGUGCAGACUGUAGCCAGAGUUUCACCUUACAGACUGCGGGUGCAGUGUCUGUAUGCUGGGUCAGUCAGGCUGCGGACCAGCAUGCUGUCCAAGGACCCCACUAAGCCCCCUGUCGUCUCUGCAGUGGCAAUCCCCAAACUGAGGAUGAGAAUAGCGAGAGAUGAGUCCUUCUCCCUUUUCGUGCCUGAGGACGAGCUGCCCCUGGAGCUGCCCCUGCGGAGCCCUGUGCACGUGGAAGUGUCUUUCGCCGAGCCCUCCCUGAAUUCGGGUCUCGCUCUGCGCCUGCGUGACUGCUUCGCCUUCCCCGUGUCCCGACACUCGCUAUGGACUCUGCUGCACGAUGGCUGCCCCAACCCUCUGGACAGGGAGAGGAGCGCCGUGCUGCUCGGUAGCUUGGGGCAGUCACUGCCUCAGGUCAGGAGGUUUGACGUGAAGACAUUCACCUUCAUCGACCCCAAGACUGGAGAAAUAAGUAUGGAAGAGUUGUAUUUCUUCUGCUGGGUGGAGAUCUGUACAGGGCAAGAGGAUUGUGAACAGCAGUGCCCCUUCCUGUCUUAUGGCAGUGGUAGGAUGAGGAGGGAGUCCAAAUCCGAUCAAGUCUCACAACUCGUGUUCUUCGGCCCGGUUCUGUUGGGCCAGAACGGGAGCAGAUGGGAGGGGAUUCAUGGGGCCGCGACUGCAGUUCCUGGGGCUACAGUGUAUCAGAUGUUGUCAGUAUAUGCCCUGUCUGUGGUCUGUGGCGCUGCUCUUCUCUUCCUGUUCUCUUCUGUGUGGACGAACGUCGGGAAAAGGCGCCAAAGUCGCCACCCAAACGGGGUGCAGGGCGUCGCCAUGGAGAUGGAAGUGGCAGGCUCUGUGGCUGGCUGAAGAUGGGACACAGUUUGCAUAAAAAAAAAAAUAGGAAUAAAGGUUAUCGGAACACUGAA